Anopheles stephensi (Asian malaria mosquito) is the source of this 4129-nucleotide messenger RNA. RefSeq lists its product as uncharacterized. The record is from RefSeq and is a predicted model, not a curated record. NCBI's taxonomy places the organism in Eukaryota, Metazoa, Arthropoda, Insecta, Diptera, Culicidae. Gene Ontology annotation, molecular function: chitin binding; chitinase activity. The coding region runs from base 497 to 2965 and encodes 822 amino acids. Gene Ontology annotation, cellular component: extracellular region. The transcript has 3 exons. Gene Ontology annotation, biological process: carbohydrate metabolic process; chitin catabolic process.
CCUACGGGUCAACUUACGAAUGCCGCCGUGUGUCCGGCCAUCCGUUUUGCCACAAAAAGCAUGUCCCCAAAUCGCACCCGACGACCCUUAUCAACGCCGCGUGCGAUUGCAAGCCUUUUUCAGAACCACCAGCUGGAGGGUUCUGAUAGAGCAGCUAGCUGAUAGGCUGAAAGGUGAAGCCUUCUUGCGAAGAAUGUCCACUGGGCAUGUGCCAAACGGACCUGGAAUUGCAUCAAAAACACACAAACCGUGGCGAUUCGCUCGUUCUAAUCAAUGGCGUAUAAAGGCCCGCGUAGGUUAUGAAACCGCGACCAAUUGCUAGCCAGACACCUGGCGGUCACGUUAUAGAAUCGUCGUGAUUUUGACGCGGUGGACUAGAAGUGUCGGUGGACUACGGAUGGACACAGUGGUGGCAGGAACAUUCUCAGUGUUGAGUGCAAAGUAGACAGUGUCCGAGAGAACGUCGCAGUGCAGACGAAAGGUGUUCCAAGGCGCAAUGAAAGUUUCUUGGCGGACAGUGCUUUACGCCGCCAGCUGUCUGGUCACGGUGGUGGUCGUGUGUGGUGGUGUAGCCCAAGUGCAUUCCUUACCCUGUGCCAACCAGGGCAGUGCGCAUCUGGCCAAGAUCGUGUGUUUUAUUACCGCCUCCAACGAACACUAUGACUACGACAGUCUGCGGACGGGGCUGUGCUCACACAUCGUGCUCAUCGAUCUGAUAGGCGUCGGCAAGGACGGAAGUCUAGAGCUGCUGCAAACGUCCAGCCGAUCGCUGAACCGCUUCUGCAAGAUGAAGCAACGUUUCAGCGAUGUUGGUGACGAAGCGAAGUUUGUCAUAUCGAUCGGUGGCGUGGUGCAGAAGUCGUCCCACUUUUCCAAAGCACUGAAAACCGACGACAGCCGACAGGCUCUGUCGGAUGAGCUGAUCUCGUUCGUCAACAAGCACAAGCUGGGCGGGCUGGAUAUUGCGUGGUUCUAUCCUGCUCAGUUCGGUGGAGCAGAAUCGGAUCGUACCAACUUGGUUGUGUUCUUGCGGGACCUUUACCUACGCACCAAGGCGUGUGCGAUAUCGCUCUCACUAACCGUCGGUGUGGAUCCUAAAGAUAUUGAGCUCAGUUACGAUGUGCCCGAGAUCAAUAAGUAUGUAGAUUCCGUUCAUCUACUGACGGGUGAUUAUCACAACCCCACGUCCGCCACACACAUCUCACCACUUUACGGCCAAGGACCGCGAGACCGCUUAAACAUCAACUACAGCGUGAUGUCGUACAUCGAGGCAGGGCUUAACCCACAGAAGAUCAUCAUCAUGGGCUCCUGCUAUGCGUAUUUGUACAUUUCCAAGAUCUACAAAGAAGGCACCACAUGCUCGACUAAGCUUAGGACGGUUAUGCGGCUGAGCUAUCUCUCUGCCAAAGAGCUUAUAACUCGCGAGUCGUUCCACACGUCCUGGGACGAUAUGCGCCAUGUACCGUACGGAACGUUGACCCAGGGCAUCACCAAAAAGUGGCUCACGUACAACGAUGUUGAGUCGAUGAAAAGAAAAGCGGAUUACGCCCAACACUACCAGCUCGGCGGUAUGGGACUGUUCAGUGUGGACGAGGAUGACUACGGUGGGCGUGCCGGAUGUGGCCGGUAUCCAAUGCUACGCGCCAUAGUGUCCGUUCUAUACCCUGAGCUGGACUGUACCGAGGAGGAGACGGAGGAGGAAAUCGAAACUAUUGUUUGUCCGUACACAGGUUACUUGACUGAUCCGGCCGAACCCGAGUGCUACUACAUGUGCGAACAGGGCAUUGGCCUUCACGACUGUCCAAAGAAAUGCUGUCCUCAGGGGCAAACGUUUAGUACCGCGCAAAACGGCUGCGGAUAUCAGCCUGUAGUUGUUCAGCCUUAUAAUUCCGAUCCAGGUUAUAGUCUCAUGGGACCACCGGUUGUGUACCACCCUCCGGAGCAAUAUCCUCCAACUAACAUGUAUAUCGAACAAGCGCAUCCGUAUCCGUUCCGCGAUUCCGGAACACAACAGUCGACCGGAUUGGUAAAGAUUGGCCAAGAAAAUAUUCCUUUGAUGUAUACUGCAGCAGCAUCAUCACCAGCUCCUGUUUACCAGCCUCCACCAGUCAGUACUAGCUCUCCGCAAUCUUGCUCACAGGUGAUCGUUGAUGUGCCCACCGGUUACAUGGCAUCUCCCUCUACUAUGGCACCGAUGUACGCUUUGAUUGACGAGCCAAUGCAUCAAGCGUCAAACAUAGUGCCACAGGUAAUUAUAAUGCCGAACGCGUUCGAGGGACAUAUCCCCCAAGCGUCAAAUGCAAAAGAAGAAAUUGAAAUGUUGAAUACUCCGUGCGCGUUAACGGGUGAAGAUCCAGAUCGUACCACUGAUCCUCCGGUGAGAAUAACACCAAAACCGCACACCCAUCGACCCUCGAAAAAGAUGGAAAAGUCCCGAAAAAGGAAAAGUCGAUCCAAGUCACACUCGUACAAAACAACUUCCACAGAAACUCCACAGAACGAUAGUACAUCAACAGUGACUUCAACAGAAGCUGAGUCGACCGCUAGUGUGCCAGUAACGACAACAGCGAAAUCAACUGCAAAACCGUCACGAGCACGUAAAACGACAGCUAAAACAACUCCACCGCCGGCAACCGAAACAACAGUGCCAAGAACGUCCUCCUUCUCGUCAGCUUCAAGUACAUCCUCAACAACGACCAUCUGCAUCACCACACCGAGCACGGUGACGGAGACGACCGCACCAAGCACCAGAGCAGUAACAACACCCAACGUGACUUUCUCAGACAAAACAUCCACGAUCUACACAACUUCAACAUCGGCAACGAGUACGUUGUCUAGCGACCAGGUAACAACAACAACGACGCUAUCGUCCGUACCGACAACGUUAUCCAACACGUGGAUAACAUCAACUUCAGUUGGCACAUCUACGGAAAACGAUGCACCAUUACCGCUAGAAACGACCUGAUCGUCGUGGUGAAGCUGGUUCUGUGCUGAACAGAAGGUGCGAUAAAAAAGACUUUAUUGUUUAACUAUUUAUGUUGUAGGUAUAAUCGACUUGUAUUUAUUACACCAGGUGCACAAUUAAUAAACAUAAAACAAACAAAAUCACUGCGCUGUGAGACGCAGCAGUGCGGAUUAUUCGUACACCUCGCCACAGGGCUUACGCAUUGCUUCCGUCCGAUCGACAAACAGCAAAUAUGCGUGCUUGUUGGAUGUUUUUAAUGAAGUACUUAACAAUUUCAUCGCAAUUAUUAGAUACAUCAAUAUUUGCGACAUGUUUAUGCUUUUUCGCUCUCAGAGCCAAUUUCGAGAGCAUUUGGGUUUGUUGGGUCUGCAUAACACCUCCAACUCCAAAUCGAAUGUUACUCGUGUAUGUCUAUGAACAUGUUCCGGUGUCGAUGUGGUAGAACAUGCAAACCAGAAUGCUCGUUCACGUACUGUAGGCUAAAUGCGAAUUAUGUCAACAGUGCAGCGAGUAUGCCAAGGGUGGUCCGUAUUGCAAACUGUGACACACGCACACCGGUAUUUAGACCGUUCUGUAAACAAAAAAGCCAUCCAACACACCCGCUACUCUCCAAAGAGCCUUCACACGGGCGAUUGAGCGCAUGCAUACAUAUUUCGUGUAACCUCUCCAUCCCCAAAUAACAACACGACCUCACCGGGCACGGAGUGUGAGACGGCCAACGAGUGCCGCGAGGUUGAUUUGCAUUGAACACGACACUAACAACAACAACAUCACCUUUAUGGCGGUCGUGUUUUUGUCUCGGCAGCAGCACCGUUUGGUUGAACUUUACACAACUCGUCACCCCGCUGCUGAUGCUCGCCUAGAUGCUCGGCCGGAGGAGCGCUUGCCGUGUGUAGAACCGGCACCAGCAAGCCCAUAUAUGGUAGAACAUUUUAUUCGAUCAAUUUUCAACCCUCUCGAUUAUCCAUUCCUACCCUUGCCGGAUGGAGGUCGUAUGAAGCUGUCGAGUGUAUACGUUUUUUAGUGUGACAUACAGCUCGGUAGACAUACGGACCCCAUAUGCGCCAUCUGGGAGGAGGAGAACGUCGGUACGAUCAUCUGGCGCCAGUGUCGGCUUCACUGUGCACGGAAGAGGUGCCUGCGAACUUCGAGGGUUAUCUUGGA